AUGACCGAGCGCCCACAGACUCUACUCACGGCCAUGUCGACCGGCGAACGAGGGAGAUCGAGCGGCAGCCUCAAAUCGUCGUCAAGCGAGGCCGCCGUGGCUGCCGCGUCUUCAGGAUCAUCUGGAAUCAAGAAGGGAUUGAAGGGGAUUGGCAAAAAAUUGAAGAAGAAAGGGGGCGAUAAAACGCCCUCCUUCACAAUCAGCGGACCCACCAAUUUCGAACAACGGACGCACAUCAAUAGCGAGCUCGAAUGGUCUACAGAGAGUCCCGAAGACGCCUUCGCCCUGCACGAACAACUUGGCGAAGGAGCGUACGGCACAGUGCACAAGGCCACGCACAAGGAAAGCGGGUUCGUGGUGGCGGUGAAGAUCAUCCCGCAGGUGCAGAAUGUGGCCGCGCAGGAGGAUAUGAAGAAGGAGAUCAACAUUCUCAAGAAGUGCUCCCACGAUUGCAUCGUGCAGUACUUCGGCUGCUGCUUUGCAGACGAUUGUCUCUGGAUCUUGAUGGACUACUGUGGGGCGGGAUCGGUGCAAGACCUGCUCAAGGCCCGCAAACCUCGCACCUUGGAAGAAAACGAGUCUGCCAAUAUUCUCAUCCACGAGCAAGGCAUGGCCAAAAUUGCCGAUUUUGGCGUGUCUGCACAGAUCGGAGGAGCGCUAUCCAAGGCGUCGACGGUGAUCGGCACUCCGCUGUUCAUGGCGCCCGAGGUCCUCUCAGGCGAGAUAUACGACUCUCGGGCCGACAUAUGGUCGCUUGGGAUCACAGCCAUCGAGUUCGCCGAGGGCACUCCUCCCUACUACGAGGAGCACUUUAUGCGGGCAAUGUAUCUUAUCGCGUCCGAGGAACCUGCGACAUUGAAGGACAAGGCCAAGUGGUCCGAUGAAUUCAAGAGCUUCGUCGCGACGUGCCUCAAGAAGGAGCCGGCCGACCGACCCGCAGCAAAGGAUCUGCUGAAGCAUCCGUUCAUAUUGAAGGCGCUGACCCUCAACGCCAAGGAGAUCAUGAGCAACCUCAUCAGCGGCUACAAGAGCGACGCCGACGAGGAUGAUUCCAAGACCUCCUCCCUCGAGUCCUCGCUGGAGCGACCCCAGGAACCGCUCGUACGCCCAGACACCGACUCCAUCUCCAUGCAGACCUUCUGCUCCGAGUCCUACGGUUCGUUCGCAAGCGACGACGAAGAGGAGGAGAGGGAGGAGCCAGUCCGCAAGUCGGCGAUGAUGGAGGUGGACAAGAGUGCGCCGCCGCGCUCGCUGGAGCACGUCAAGGCGGGCCACGUGCUCAAGGGCUCCAUCAUCGAGCGCAAGGGAGCUGGGGGUAUGACCAUGGAGAAGCCGGUCUUUUCCGUGCAGCCCCUCAUCGACGACAAGAAGAAGCCAAAACACAACAUCGAAAAACAGAAGAAGAGCAACAUCAAGAAGAGCAACCUCAAGCCUGUGCUGUCGCCGAGAGAGCCCGAGCCCGAGGUCUCCCAACUCAAGCGACAGCUUCAGGAGGAGCGCAAGAAGAACAAGAAAGCGGAGAAGACGAUCAAGGAGUUGAGGGGCCAGCUGGCCACCGAGCAGAAGGUGGACAAGACCCUGCUCAAGGGUCUGCUGGGCGAGAUCGCGACGUGGAAGCAGAGGACCGAAGAGCUCGAGGACAAGCUGCAGGCCGUCCUCAAGCACCUCGAACAUGCCUGA
Acanthamoeba castellanii str. Neff is the source of this 1680-nucleotide messenger RNA. Its product is annotated as serine/threonine kinase. Bases 1 to 1680 code for a protein of 559 amino acids. Gene Ontology annotation, molecular function: protein kinase activity; ATP binding. The record is from RefSeq and is a predicted model, not a curated record. Gene Ontology annotation, biological process: regulation of MAPK cascade; protein phosphorylation; intracellular signal transduction. The transcript is spliced from 11 exons. Lineage: Eukaryota; Discosea; Longamoebia; Acanthamoebidae.